AAAAAUAGUCCAUUGUAAAUUCGUGGGUACGACGAAGCGGAAUUAUCAAAGUCUAUUAACCCAUCUCCAUCUCCAUCUCCAUCUCCAUUCCUCCAAAUCUGAGAAACAAAACAAAAAAAAAAAAAAAUGGGAAUCUUUCUAAAGCUCGUAGAUUUCACCUUAUUCUUAUUCUUCCUCUUAAUAACAAUCGUAGCACCAUUGAUAGAUGCACAAACAUGUCUUCCUCUAUCUUACUUUCCUGAAAUUCUUGUCAACGUGAAAACAUGGUACACAAAUGAAUAUGGUGAUUAUCUUGUUGCUGAGAAGCCUCAUUUCUUCGUUGGUCUUGUUUGGCUUGAACUUCUCUUUCAAUGGCCUCUUGCUGUUCUCAAUGUUUAUGCUAUUUUGUCUUCUAAGGGUUGGUUUAAUACCACUUGCUUGAUCUAUGGUGUUUCUCUCUCCACUUCUAUGGUUGCUGUACUAUCAGAAAUGAUGGGAUCCAAGAAAGCAUCUGAGAAGCUAUUGACAAUGUAUUUCCCUUUCAUGUGUUUUGGUAUUUUAGCAACUCUCAGAGGGUUGCUGGCAACUUCCUCCAAGUCUGCUUCAGCUUUUGGCAAGAGACCAGCAAUGGCGAGGAAAAAACGAGCUUGAAACAGUUGUUAUUGAAUCAAACUUGAGAAAAUUGAAAGAGAAGCAGAGUUGUAGGUUUGAAGGGAUGUAGCAUGCAAAUAUCCCCUCCUCUCCUCUAACCACAUUUUAGUCCUUUUUAGUGUUGAUUUAGUAUUUAUUUGAUUAAUUUACAUUUUAGUUGUUGCGAUUGUUAGGGUUGGUCAGUUUAGUACCUCAAAUUUGCAAAAUAGCAACUUAGUCUCGUAAAUUAAACAAUGUCGGUCAAUUUAGUCAUUUUGCCAAAUUUAACACUAAAAUGUUUGUCUUUCGUUAAUUUUGACAGAUGUUUAUAAAAGAGAUAUUUUGAUGGCGCGACUAAAUUGAUUGACUUUCUUUUGAGACUAAUUUGCAAUUUGUAAACUUUGGACUAAAUUGCUCGACCAUUACAAUUUUUGAGUACUGAAAUGAUUUUGAUUAAUUCUUUGGGUGCCCUUUUGUGAGCUAUUUGAGUAAAAGAUUUUGUUUUAUGUAUACAUCGAUUUCCAUUAUUUGAUUACUUUGCCAUGAUAAGAAAUGAAUGCUUACUGUUAAAUGAUUA
Medicago truncatula (barrel medic) is the source of this 1186-nucleotide messenger RNA. Its product is annotated as sigma intracellular receptor 2. Gene Ontology annotation, cellular component: endoplasmic reticulum. The transcript is spliced from 2 exons. Lineage: Eukaryota; Viridiplantae; Streptophyta; Magnoliopsida; Fabales; Fabaceae. The coding region runs from base 127 to 630 and encodes 167 amino acids. The record is from RefSeq and is a predicted model, not a curated record.